AUGAAUGAUACACCAUUAUUAUUACCAUUAGUAAUGUCAAACAAUUGUGAACCUUAUUUACGGCAUAAUAAAAUGAAUGAAAGAAAAGAAAAAGUAAUGUCAAAUGAUCAUCAACGAGCACGUCAACUAAAAUAUCACAUUAAUCAAUUAUUAUCGGAAUUACGUAUGAUUGAAUCAGAUAAUAAUAUUCGACCAUUAGAAAUUUCAAUCAAUUCACAAUUAACAACAAUAUCACAUGAAGACGAUUAUUGUCCAUACUUUUCAUCGAAACGAAAACGAGCUACAUUACAUUCAACAACAAACAAUGAAAAUCGAAAGAAAUCGAAAUUUUCAUUUGAUUUAUCGGCACGAGCAACUAGUACACCAAAAAGUUCUCCACAAGAAAAAAAAAUUCUACUUAAACCUUAUCAUACAUCAACACCGAGACGUAGUAAAUGUCAUACAAUUUUAUCACCUGUACCAACAAAUAAUAUGAUUUCACUUAAACGUCUUCUUUAUAAUAAAAAAGAUAAAGAUCAACGUCAUCAACAUAAACGUCGACAUUCAGCUGUUCCAUCUUCUAAACGUUUCACUCUUCGACGUUUAACUCCAAUUGAAGAAAAUCCACUUUUUAUUUAA
This is a messenger RNA of Adineta steineri, 618 nucleotides long. NCBI's taxonomy places the organism in Eukaryota, Metazoa, Rotifera, Eurotatoria, Adinetida, Adinetidae. The record is from the annotation of a GenBank genome assembly.